AUGAACUUCAAAUGUAAACCUUGUCUUUUUUACGGCCUACUUAAAAUACACAAGAGCAACAUAAUUAAGGAAGCCUGCAAACAAUCAUCAGGUAAGGACUUAACUUUAAGGCCCAUUAUAGCUGGCCCAGCCUGUGAAAUUCACCGCCUAAGCAAUUUUCUAGACAUCCUACCGAAACCCUUGCUGAAAUACAUCAAAAGUUUCAUUAGAGACGAUUUAGACAUGCAAGAACACCUACCAAAAGCAAUUAAGGAAGAAGCAUUAUUGGUUUCCUUCGAUCUUAUCAAUCUUUACACCAACAUCCCACAUGACUAUGGAAUAAAAGCAAUCAAAUUCUGGUUGGAAAAGUACUCCGAAGUCCUCCCGGGACGCAUAAAUCAGAUCUUUAUUAUCGAAUAUUUAAAAUGUAUACUUCAGAACAAUUAUUUCCUAUUUCAUGACGCAUACUAUCGUCAAAAAUGCGGAAUUGCGAUGGGAACGAAAGCAGCUCCUGUUCUUGCGAACCUGACA
Molecule: messenger RNA, 510 nt
Organism: Octopus sinensis (East Asian common octopus)
Lineage: Eukaryota; Metazoa; Mollusca; Cephalopoda; Octopoda; Octopodidae
Exons: 1
Source: RefSeq, a predicted model, not a curated record